Ogataea philodendri is the source of this 216-nucleotide messenger RNA. RefSeq lists its product as uncharacterized. The record is from RefSeq and is a predicted model, not a curated record. The transcript has a single exon. Lineage: Eukaryota; Fungi; Ascomycota; Pichiomycetes; Pichiales; Pichiaceae. Bases 1 to 216 code for a protein of 71 amino acids.
AUGAGUGUACAUAAUCGGGUGGGGGCACGUCUUCGCCCUGUUUAUUCAGAGUCGCGCGAAUUGAGCGGCACAGAGCAGUCUGAGGCCAAUGCUACACAUGUCGCCGGCCCCGAUCCAGCCAGAUCUGUCGGGGUUGACCAUCUACGCCAAAUGUUCAAGGACUCUAAAGAUUUCGACAAGCUGGUGUCGGAAGUGACUCAAAAUAGCCAGGAAUGA